Molecule: messenger RNA, 2621 nt
Organism: Carassius auratus (goldfish)
Lineage: Eukaryota; Metazoa; Chordata; Actinopteri; Cypriniformes; Cyprinidae
Product: carbohydrate sulfotransferase 1
Exons: 2
Coding region: 954-2216 (420 amino acids)
Biological process (GO): keratan sulfate proteoglycan metabolic process; carbohydrate metabolic process; N-acetylglucosamine metabolic process
Cellular component (GO): Golgi membrane
Molecular function (GO): keratan sulfotransferase activity; N-acetylglucosamine 6-O-sulfotransferase activity
Source: RefSeq, a predicted model, not a curated record
GUAGUUCAAUUUAUAGCUAUGUAUAGGCCUGUUCAGUAACAAUAGCAAUAAUAGUUAAAACCAGUAGGCUAUAUGAUGAUAUACAUGUAUAAACUGUGAUAUGAAGUAGCUACACACCUCCCAUAAUGUGAAAAACCACAAUAUUUCUACACAUACUGUGCCAUUACAUAAUUAUUUGAAAGCAUUUCAGUCAGUCAGUAAGGAAUCCACCAGCUGGCCAUGUCUGUCAUCGAAUAUUCCUUAAAAGAUAUCCAGCUCUCGUCAAAAAUAUAGCGACGGGAGACCGAGAAAAAUACGCUGAGAUUUCUAGAUGCCAGUUCACUUCAUCCAAACUAACUCCAUGUCUAAAGGCUUUAGCAUCGAGCACAGACAUUUUCUGAGCGAGGACGCGUAGGCUAUAGUGAACCAAAUCUGCCUCCCCCCGUGCUGUUUUUUUUCCCCCUCAGCCUUUGUGAACUGUGGUUUUGAGGGAAAGGGAUGCAUUUUCGCAAAAGGUUUCGUAGUGCUGUAUACGUUUUACUUAAUCUGGGACGGACUGGCACACCUCUCUUCAGUCUUCUCUUCACGACGAACGUACGAACGAAAUAUCCGUCCGGUGUUUAGUCACAGAGAGAUGUCUGAGGAUGCGCAUCAAUACCUUAUUCAUCCGUUGUCUCUCCACGGAGCCCGUCUUUGAAUGUUUUACCCGAAACAUGAAUGGAGCUGCUUGAGGAUAUACGACCUUUUCAUCGGUUUUUAGGGAACUAUGAAGCCCUCGACAUCUGAACACACGAAUUAAAGCGAUAAAACCUAUAUGAGGGGCGUUAAGGGACGACUUCGCAAAGCCAUCGCGGCAUAUGCUGAUUUUUUCUUUUGUUUAAAUGUUCGUCUUGUUCUCUUACAGCUUUAUAUGAGCUGUGUCUUUGUGUAUAGGAUCAAAUCGGACUGCAUCUUCUAAAUGAAGUUACCCAGCCAUGCAAUGUUCCUGGAAGGCUGUGAUUCUGCUUGCAUUGGUGUCCAUAGCGAUCCAAUACACAGCUAUCAGGACUUUCACAGCUAAGCCUUUUCAUAUGUGCCCUGUUCCUAACCCUUUGAACUGUGGCUUGGGACAGGAUGUGGAGUCCUUCGAUCGGAUGUGUGAUGAGUACCCAUAUUUUAAUUACAAUUCCUCCAGGAAGACUCACAUCCUCAUCUUGGCGACUACCCGUAGCGGCUCCUCUUUCGUUGGACAGUUGUUCAACCAGCAUUCAGAUGUGUUCUAUCUCUUCGAACCGCUCUAUCAUGUCCAAACGACCUUAAUCCCUCACCUUUCUCCCAGCAGAUAUGCUGUUGAGCGCAGAGUGAUGCUGGGAGCCAGUCGUGACCUUCUUAGAAGCUUGUACAACUGCGACUUGUAUUUCUUAGAGAGUUACAUCAAGCCGCAACCGGCAAACCAUACCACGGAUAAACUGUUUCGACGAGGAGCCAGCAAAGCCCUCUGCUCUAUGCCAGUCUGUGAUGCUUUCAGCUCCAGCGAUGGCAAUAUAGAAGAGGGGGAUUGUGUUCGUAAGUGUGCCUCCCUUAACUUGACCCUCGCUACCGAAUCAUGUCGGGAAAGACGGCACGUAGCCAUUAAAACAGUGCGUAUUCCAGAGGUCAAUGAUCUCAAGGCACUAAUUGAGGACCCUCGGCUUAAUCUGAAAGUUAUCCAGCUGGUGAGAGACCCCCGUGGGAUAUUAUCUUCUAGGAUUGAAACCUUUCGGGACACAUACCGCCUAUGGCGGAUCUGGAGAGCCACAGGCCGUAAACCUUACAACUUGGAUUUGACUCAGCUCACGACAGUGUGCGACGACUUUCUGAACUCGGUUUCCACCGGCUUGAGCCGACCGCCGUGGCUUCGUGGACGGUACAUGCUGGUGAGAUACGAGGACCUGGCCAGGAAUCCACUCCAAAAAACCAAGGAGGUUUAUGAAUUCCUUGGUCUUUCUUUGGAAAAAAGUGUGGUGGACUGGAUACACAACAACACAAGAGGCAAUAACGACGUGUCAGCAAAGCAUAAGUAUGGCACGUUGAGAGACUCAGCGGCCAAUGCAGAGAGCUGGAGGUUGAAAUUGUCUCAUGACAUAGUUGAUUACACACAAACUGUUUGUCAGCACAUUUUAGACGAGCUCGGCUACAAAGCUGUCAACUCCCCCGAGGAGCUGAAAAACAUGUCGCUCUCGCUCAUUGAGGACAAAACCUUCAUACCUUUUUUGUAACAAAGGUAAUCCAUGCGCACGCACAACUAUUUUUCUACAUUUAUAUUCUUGCCUUAAUGUGACUGACAUUUGCACUAUGAACAUUUUUUACUUCGGAGACUCCCUCGCAGUCAACCCUAUGAUUUUCUGAACAGCACAAGAACCAAAACACUUAGCUGUAAAGAGAUCUCGACUUCACCUUGAUUGCAGCCAUUGCAUUGAGAUAGUAAUGUUCAUUAUUUAUAUAUUAGAGCAGAGCACCACACUAUUGACAAAGAAAUUCUGUAUGCUGGUCAUUGCUUUGACAACAGUGAAUGUGAAUAUUUUGUCAGUCAAAGAUCCCAGACUAUUCUCAAGAAAUCUUUAAUGUGGGACUGAAAUGCUGUCAUGUAUAAUAACAGCCGUGCAAUAAAAUUGUGAAUGUCA